GUCCUCUGAGCGCAUGAGGACGGCCAAAGCACAUUUGAGAUAGAAAAUAGGAGAAACUGGUGAGGAGGACUGUUUAAUGUAACCUGUGGACAGGACGCGGAAUUUAUUAUCCAGCUUAUGUGUUGUUCGUUAGUGUCUGUAGAUAAUUUUCUUCCUUGAAGCACUUCCUUUUUUACAAAGUGACAGGUCCUGUCUGUACAAGCGUUAGGUAGCGUUAGCUAAGCUAAGUUAAGCUAACUUAGCUAAUGGCAGACUGUCCACUGGCCAUACUGUAGUGUUUAUCUAGUCAUUCUCGCUUGGUGUGAAUAUAUAUACUGUAUAUAUACAGCUGUAUAUAUUUGGAGCUUGUAGUUUAAGCGGUUUUGUCUGAAUAUCAGGUUGUGAUAUACUUCCUUGCUACCAAGUAACUAGCUUAUCCAUGUGGUUUGACAGAGUGACAUUGCAUACUGUUUGUUAGCUGCAGAGCUUCAGAGCUGCAUUGAGCCAGCUGGCCAGGUAUGUACACACAUAAGGAGAGCUUUUACCGCUGCCUUAGAUCCAGCAAGAUGCACAGAUGCUGAAACGUGCCUUUGCAUAGCUACUGCACAGAGGAGGUCAGUUGUAUUCACAUAGCGGGGUCACAGUUGGUGCUGGUGCUCCACGUACUUGGACUUAGACCAUGUUUCCCUCCGUCCACCGUCGACCCAUUUGCAGCAUCAGUGCCCGUGCUGUCCGCCUGCAGUGCUCCAGUGCUUCCAGAGAGGCCCACAGUGCUGCACAUGUCAAAUCUGGCCCUGUUGCAUGGAUGGGUGGAAGUCUGGGCCAGCUUUUGACAUGGCUCCACAAAGCAGGAGAAGGUGCAGGUGGGGUUGGGAAGAAGAAGAAAGAAGGGUUGCUGACCAUCUUGGCCAACCACUGUAGUUUUGUGACCGGGCAGAGACUACGAAGAGCUUUUCAGAUAGCUGAGCUGUACUCUAACCUUUACUCUGAAAGGACCAGGUGGACCCUGGUGGGCAGCAUUUGGCGCCGACUGCAAGGCAGGCAUUCCCAGGCUGGAAAACUCGUGGCUGCCCUGGCUGGGGUCUUCAUGUGGGAAGAUGAGAAGAUAAGAGAUGACGAAAUGAGAAGAUGCGUGUGGGAGCUGGAGGCACUGGAUGCUGUGAAAAAGCAGGCUGCUGUUACUGGCAGGGGGAACCCUGUGCAGGCAGAAACUGGCUGGGAGAUUGUCAUUGAGAAGAAAGCCUUCAAAGUCUGGAGGAGACCAAUUGAAGGAAGCCACCUUUUUGAGUAUAGAGUAUUUGGUUCCUACACUGACAUUACUCCCAGACAGUUCUUCAAUGUUCAGUUGGACACUGAAUACAGGAAGAAGUGGGAUGCACUGGUCAUCAAACUGGACGUUGUGGACAGGGAUUUGAACACAGGUUCUGAGGUCAUCCACUGGGCCACACAUUUCCCAUAUCCCAUGUACUCCAGAGACUAUGUCUAUGUGCGGCGCUAUGACGUGGACCUCAAGAACAACUUGAUGGUCCUGGUGUCCCGAGCUGUGGAACACCCAGGCGUCCCUGAGUCACAGGACUUCGUUCGGGUUCACUCAUACCGCUCCAGAAUGGUCAUCCGUCCGCACAAAUCUUUUGAUGAGAAUGGCUUUGACUACCUGCUGACCUACAGCGAUGACCCCCAGACGGUUUUUCCUCGCUACUGUCUGAGCUGGAUGGUGUCCAGCGGUAUGCCUGAUUUCCUGGAAAAGUUGCACGUAGCAGCUCUGAGAGCAAAGAAUCUAGAGGUCAGUAUCCAUGACUACGUGGGUGUGAUGAAGCCUCAGCAGAUGCCUGCGGAGCGGCUGGAGGACGGCGCUCGCACUGCGGGCUCCGCCCACGUUUAUGCCUGAGCAUAACUGCCUCGCCGCACGUACAUGGGCCGAUGCUUACGGGAAACAUGACCACAGAGGACGCAAGUUUGCGUGAUUGUAUGGUCACCGUGACUGGUCAGAUGGAGAAGACACCAUCUUCUGCCUUGUAACACACAGGCAGCUGCUGCUGCUGUAGGCGGAGAAGAGCUGCUGCAGCAGGAGCCGGUUUCUACUGUGCGCUGUGCGGCUUUUUUCAGAUUUUUUUUUUUUUUUUUUCUGGCCAUCAGAUCUGGAACAGGCUAUGAUACGAACUCUGAUGGAGAUGAGCCUGUUGUGCAAACUUAGAUGAAUUGGUUAGUACAUUUGUCUACACUCUUAAAAAUAAAGGUUCUAGGCUUCUAGGGAAAAAACUUUCAUUGUUUAUGACUUGCGUUAUGGGGAGGUUCUUCACACCUGCACAUUGUGCUUGCAAAAAUGAUUCUUUAAAGAUCCGUCCAUUGAAAGGUUCUUUAGGAAAGCAGGAGUGAUUCAUCUGUGGAAUCACUCCAAAGAAACCCUUUUUGGCACCUUAACUUUUAAGAGUGUUCCCCCACAUACCUGUGCAUGUAAGGGCUCAUGUGUUCAUCUCUGCUUAACUUUUGCUAGGACUGAGCGGUUCUGUGUCAUUUCAGCAUCCUCGCCAACAUCGUUCAGGCUGAUAUUUGGUCAAAAAUGAUCGUAACACUAUAUCGCUUCUGUCGGAACAAAACCUCGUAUUUUCAAAAUGACAACAGGGGAAAAAAAAAACUUUUAAUGGUCCAUUCAUAAUGACAUUUACAUACAGUGGUAUGUUCAAAUGAUGU
This is a messenger RNA of Pygocentrus nattereri (red-bellied piranha), 2670 nucleotides long. It is a transcript of the gene stard7, whose product is annotated as StAR-related lipid transfer (START) domain containing 7. The coding region runs from base 659 to 1867 and encodes 402 amino acids. The transcript is spliced from 8 exons. The record is from RefSeq and is a predicted model, not a curated record. Gene Ontology annotation, molecular function: lipid binding. Lineage: Eukaryota; Metazoa; Chordata; Actinopteri; Characiformes; Serrasalmidae.